CCCGCGGGCGGGGCUCGCGGCUCCCUGGCUCGCAGUGCCUGCCGGGAGCCACGUCUCCGAAGGCCGAUAGCUGCUUCGGGAUUGGCGUCCGGGCGGCUAUCUAGGGGCUGCUGGGAAGAUGGCGGACUCGGUGGCUAGCCGAUGAGGAGGCCGCGGGGGGAACCCGGCCCCCGGGCCCCGAGACCGACUGAGGGAGCGACCUGCGCAGGGCCCGGGGAGUCAUGGUCUCCAUCACCCAACUCCAUGCUUCGAGUCCUGCUCUCUGCUCAGACCUCCCCUGCUCGGCUGUCUGGCCUGCUGCUGAUCCCUCCAGUACAGCCCUGCUGUUUGGGGCCCAGCAAAUGGGGGGACCGGCCUGUUGGAGGAGGCCCCAGUGCAGGUCCUGUGCAAGGACUGCAGCGGCUUCUGGAACAGGCGAAGAGCCCUGGGGAGCUGCUGCGCUGGCUGGGCCAGAACCCCAGCAAGGUGCGCGCCCACCACUACUCGGUGGCGCUUCGUCGUCUGGGCCAGCUCUUGGGGUCUCGGCCACGGCCCCCUCCUGUGGAGCAGGUCACACUGCAGGACUUGAGUCAGCUCAUCAUCCGAAACUGCCCCUCCUUUGACAUUCACACCAUCCACGUGUGUCUGCACCUUGCAGUCUUACUUGGCUUUCCAUCUGAUGGUCCCCUGGUGUGUGCCCUGGAACAGGAGCGAAGGCUCCGCCUCCCUCCGAAGCCACCUCCCCCUUUGCAGCCCCUUCUCCGAGGUGGGCAAGGGUUGGAAGCUGCUCUAAGCUGCCCCCGUUUUCUGCGGUAUCCACGGCAGCAUCUGAUCAGCAGCCUGGCAGAGGCAAGGCCAGAGGAACUGACUCCCCACGUGAUGGUGCUCCUGGCCCAGCACCUGGCCCGGCACCGGUUGCGGGAGCCCCAGCUUCUGGAAGCCAUUGCCCACUUCCUGGUGGUUCAGGAAACGCAACUCAGCAGCAAGGUGGUACAGAAGUUGGUCCUGCCCUUUGGGCGACUGAACUACCUGCCCCUGGAACAGCAGUUUAUGCCCUGCCUUGAGAGGAUCCUGGCUCGGGAAGCAGGGGUGGCACCCCUGGCUACAGUCAACAUCUUGAUGUCACUGUGCCAACUGCGGUGCCUGCCCUUCAGAGCCCUGCACUUUGUUUUUUCCCCUGGCUUCAUCAACUACAUCAGUGGUACGCAGCCAGGAUGGCUGGCUGGGCCCGAGGGCUGGAGAGGCAGGGGAGCAGGGUGGCCUGCAGCCCAGAGCCCCAGUCCCCGCCUCCCCACAGGCACCCCUCAUGCUCUGAUUGUGCGUCGCUACCUCUCCCUGCUGGACACGGCCGUGGAGCUGGAGCUCCCAGGAUACCGGGGUCCCCGCCUUCCCCGAAGGCAGCAAGUGCCCAUCUUUCCCCAGCCUCUCAUCACCGACCGUGCCCGCUGCAAGUACAGUCACAAGGACAUAGUAGCUGAGGGGUUGCGCCAGCUGCUGGGGGAGGAGAAAUACCGCCAGGACCUGACUGUGCCUCCAGGCUACUGCACAGACUUCCUGCUGUGCGUCAGCAGCUCUGGUGCUGUGCUUCCCGUGAGGACCCAGGACCCCUUCCUGCCAUACCCACCAAGGUCCUGCCCACAGGGCCAGGCUGCCUCUAGCGCCACUACUCGAGACCCUGCCCAGAGGGUGGUGCUGGUGUUGCGGGAACGCUGGCAUUUCUGCCGGGACGGCAGGGUGCUGCUGGGCUCGAGGGCCCUGAGGGAGCGGCACCUAGGCCUGAUGGGCUACCAGCUCCUGCCGCUACCCUUCGAGGAACUGGAGUCCCAGAGAGGCCUGCCCCAGCUCAAGAGCUACCUGAGGCAGAAGCUCCAGGCCCUGGGCCUGCGCUGGGGGCCUGAAGGGGGCUGAGGGGAUGAUGUGGGGUUCAGGAUGGCCCCCCCAUGGGGGGUGGAUGAUUUGCACUUUGGUUCCCUAUGUUUUGAUUUCUCAUUAAAGUUCCUUUCCUUCCCCGU
Molecule: messenger RNA, 1991 nt
Organism: Gorilla gorilla gorilla (western lowland gorilla)
Lineage: Eukaryota; Metazoa; Chordata; Mammalia; Primates; Hominidae
Gene: FASTK
Product: Fas activated serine/threonine kinase
Exons: 9
Coding region: 142-1887 (581 amino acids)
Biological process (GO): regulation of mitochondrial mRNA stability; mitochondrial RNA processing
Cellular component (GO): ribonucleoprotein granule; mitochondrial matrix
Molecular function (GO): RNA binding
Source: RefSeq, a predicted model, not a curated record